Messenger RNA from Magnolia sinica, 911 nucleotides. RefSeq names its product glutaredoxin-C1-like. The coding region runs from base 411 to 719 and encodes 102 amino acids. NCBI's taxonomy places the organism in Eukaryota, Viridiplantae, Streptophyta, Magnoliopsida, Magnoliales, Magnoliaceae. The transcript has a single exon. The record is from RefSeq and is a predicted model, not a curated record.
CACUUAACAUUCAUCACAGCCAAGCUUCCUGUGUUUCAAAGAUACAAGUAGCUUGGUCUUGGUCUUGUGCCUCAUUCACUCCAUUAAUUCUCUUCUAUUUCUCUCUCCACAUUUCAAAAUUCAACUCUACCAUAAUCGCCAUUGAUUUUGAAAGAAGGAAAAGAAAACCAAGGAAUUUGUUUCUCCAUUUGGCGACCAAGAUCGUUUUCGCAACCAUUUGGCCACUCUUUUCGUUGAUUUUCAGCUUUUUAAUAUUUUUUCUCGUCACCCAUUAAGCGAAAUUUCUUCUAUUCCUUUCCUUUUAUCUCUUUUCCACACACAAACACACAGAAUUCCUCCUUUUGAAUAAUCUUCUGCUUUACUUGCACUUCUAUCUACGACAGAGCAGAUCUUUUUCUUCAAUUGUUAGGAUGGAGAGAGUGUUGGCAUUGGCCUCCCAACACCCAGUGCUAAUUUUCAGCAUGAGCACUUGUUGUAUGUGUCAUGCUAUCAAGACGCUCUUCUUUGAGCUUGGAGUGAACCCGACGAUCCAUGAGAUCGAUGAAGACCCCAACGGAAGGGAAAUGGAGAGGGUGUUGCUCAGGCUGUUGGGCCGUAGCCCACCUGUUCCUCUCGUUUUCAUAGGCGGUCAGCUGGUGGGCCCUAUCGAUAGGGUCAUGUCUCUUCACCUCGGUGGCUCUUUAGUCCCGCUUCUCAAAGAAGUAGGAGCUCUGCAUUAAAAUCAUGCUCUGAUAUCAUGCAAAUAGAAGGUUAUUGCUUCCGUCCUCAUCAGUAACCGAAGAUCAAGUUAAAUAAGAAAGAUCACUGAAACUUAUGUUUUAAGUGAUAGUAUUGUGUUUGAAUUUGCAUUUUCUUAGAAUUUCUGGUUGUUAAGUAGUUAUGAUUUAUAAAUGGGAUAUUUAGGUCUACAA